CAAAACCAAAACCAAAAACUUCUCCGGUUUGGUAAGCUUACUCAAGCCAACUAUAUCCUCCGGAGUCCGGCCACACAGUCGCCUGCGAAAACCCUCUCCGGUCCGUUUCUCGUUCGGACUUCGGCUGCUUCAAGCUCAAGUUCGUCGAUUGAAAGCUUAGCAUUGGUGAUUCUGACUCCGGCUCGUUUCUGAGUUCUGGUUUUCGCGACGUUAUCUCCGACGCUGAGUCCUCUUUUGCUGGCUGUUGCGAACGGGUUUUGCUUGUAUUGCCUUUUAGUGUUUAGUUCUUAUGCUGGUUAGAGGCGUGAUCUCGCCGUUGGUUUUGUUGGAAUAUCGCAGAUCUAACUCGUCGAGGUUGAAUCCACGAAGUCGGUGAUGUCGGCUUUCGCUGUUUUGAAUGCUAGAAGAGCAUCGAGAAAGAUCCAGUCUGUUUUGCUGAAACUUGCUUUUGCUCUAUGUUAUGCUAUUUAUGUCACUGAUGCUAGCUUGGCUAAUAAUCUAGUCGACACAGCAACACCAUAUCCUGCUGGCACACCCCAGGCUGCAGCAGCUGUUCCUGAUAUUCCCCUGCCAGUUAAUCCACCACGGUUGCAUAGAUCAAAACACAGGCAUUACCCACCUCACGCGUUAGCACCAGCCCAUCCUCCUUCCUAUGGUCCACUAAUUACUUCUAGUCAUCCCCCAACAAGCCCACAUUUGUCGAAACCAUUGAAGAAGAGAAGUGCUUUAGUGCCUUCCAGUGCUGGUUUGGCAAAUAUUGCCCCAUCACGGUCUGGUUCUGGUGCACUUCCUGCUGGUUUAGCUCAACCGCCAUUAUCUCCUGAUGCCUCAAAUUGUUGCAAGCCAGACACAGUUUUGAAACGAGGGAGUCAUGGUUGCCAUUGUGUGUAUCCCAUAAAGAUUGAUCUUCUCCUUUUAAAUGUCUCACAAAGCCCAGAUUGGAAUAUUUUUCUAAAUCAAUUAGCUUUCCAGCUUGAUUUGCAAGUUUCUCAAAUUGAGCUAAACAAUUUUUAUUUAGUCAGCUUAUCAAAAUUAAAUAUUUCAAUGGAUAUUGUUCCAAGCAUGGGGAUUGGUUUCUCGGCCAGCAAUGCGUCUGCAAUAAACUCUAAACUUGCCUCACAUAGGGUUAAAUUUGACCCAAAAGUUAUUGGCAAUUAUAAACUCCUGAAUCUUACCUGGUUUGCCCCACCUGCACCUUCUCAAGCUCCCACCUUAGCUCCGGAGCCUGUAGAAGCACCUGCAUAUCACUCCUCAACUUCUACACCACUCAAUGUUUCAAAGAAAGGAAAUCAUUCCAACCUGAUUCUUAUUUUUGGGAUUUCUGCUGGCUUACUGGUUGUUGCUAUUAUCUCUGUGCUUAUAAUUUGCUCACGAGCAUUCCGUGAGGGAGAAACUGAAGCAUCUCCUGGGGAAACUGUCAAGCCAAGAAGUGCAGAUGCUGUACCAACAGCAGGAUCCAUUCCCCACCCAAGCAGUACAAGGUUUAUAGCAUAUGAAGAACUUAAAGAAGCAACAAACAACUUUGAACUUGCAAGCAUCCUUGGUGAAGGUGGGUUUGGCCGAGUAUUCAGGGGUGUUUUAAAAGAUGGUACUGCUGUGGCAAUUAAAAGGCUAACAAGUGGAGGGCCGCAAGGGGAUAAAGAGUUCUUGGUGGAGGUUGAGAUGCUUAGCAGGUUGCAUCACCGUAAUCUUGUGAAACUCAUAGGUUAUUAUACUAAUCGCGAUUCUUCACAGAACCUACUUUGUUAUGAACUUGUUCCAAAUGGAAGCUUAGAGGCGUGGCUCCAUGGUCCCUUGGGAGUAAAUUGUCCUUUGGAUUGGGAUACAAGAAUGAAGAUUGCCCUUGAUGCUGCAAGAGGACUUGCUUACCUGCAUGAGGACUCACAGCCAUGUGUUAUCCAUAGAGAUUUCAAGGCAUCAAAUAUACUGCUCGAGAAUAACUUCCAUGCUAAAGUUGCUGAUUUUGGCCUUGCCAAACAAGCUCCUGAAGGCAGAACAAAUUACCUGUCUACUCGCGUGAUGGGAACUUUUGGGUAUGUGGCCCCUGAGUAUGCUAUGACUGGGCAUCUACUGGUAAAGAGUGAUGUUUAUAGCUAUGGAGUUGUCCUUCUUGAGUUGCUGACUGGAAGGAAGCCUGUGGAUAUGUCACAACCAUCAGGACAAGAGAACCUUGUAACUUGGGCACGGCCAAUUCUAAGAGACAAGAAUCGCCUGGAAGAUCUUGCAGAUUCAAGGCUUGGGGGGAAGUACCCAAAGGAAGAUUUUGUACGGGUGUGCACAAUUGCAGCUGCUUGUGUGGCUCCUGAAGCAAAUCAGAGGCCCACAAUGGGAGAAGUGGUACAGUCACUGAAAAUGGUUCAGCGUGUCACAGAGUACCAGCACUCCACGUCAUCUUUUUCCAAUGCCCAUCCCAACCUGAGACAGUCAUCCACGACUUUUGAGUCUGAUGGUACAUCCUCCAUGUUCUCUUCUGGUCCUUGCUCUGGUCUAAGUGCCUUUGACAAUGACAACUUUUCGCGGACUGCAACUGCCUCAGAAGAUCUUCAUGAAGGACGAUGAGCACCCCCUUAAGAAGUAAGUGUUUUACGAAUACUCUCAUUGAAAUUGAUUAGUUUGGAAUAGGAUAGGAUUUUAAUAAACGUCAUUGUUUUCUCAAAAUUGAUGGGUGGGGAAUGGGUGCUUGUCUUUAGAGAACCAGAACCACUGUUAAGUUUCCCCUGGACAGUGGAUCUCGACAUGGUGCAUCAAAUUUUGAGUGUACAUAAGCCACGUAGCUUAUUUUGUUGUAUUGCCUCGAGGGGUUAUAUUUAAUCCGUAUUCAUCUUAUUCUUUUCUUCAUCACCUCGAUCUUGAGUUUUAGC
Rubroshorea leprosula is the source of this 2861-nucleotide messenger RNA. The record is from the annotation of a GenBank genome assembly. NCBI's taxonomy places the organism in Eukaryota, Viridiplantae, Streptophyta, Magnoliopsida, Malvales, Dipterocarpaceae.